Messenger RNA from Aspergillus homomorphus CBS 101889, 2439 nucleotides. RefSeq names its product FAD binding domain protein. The transcript has 3 exons. NCBI's taxonomy places the organism in Eukaryota, Fungi, Ascomycota, Eurotiomycetes, Eurotiales, Aspergillaceae. Bases 244 to 2196 code for a protein of 650 amino acids. Gene Ontology annotation, molecular function: FMN binding; [methionine synthase] reductase (NADPH) activity; flavin adenine dinucleotide binding. Gene Ontology annotation, cellular component: cytosol. The record is from RefSeq and is a predicted model, not a curated record. Gene Ontology annotation, biological process: homocysteine metabolic process.
GCCCACCCGUUUGUGGUGUCCCACUGUUCUAGUGUAGACUGUCGUCAAUUGCCACUACCUUCUCUCGUCCCCUUUUCGUCGGGCCCUGGCCUUCUUUAAUUCUACCCUCGACCAGCGAUUGCUCCUCUUCAAUUUACCUUCAAUUUCAGCUUUUCUUCUCUUCCUGCGCCUCUUUUGUUAUCGCAAAGGGCGUUGACUUGGCGAGCAAUCAACUCGCUUUAUACGUUCCUAUUCAGAGACACAAUGGUUCACGCUGUACCACAGCCGCCUUCGUCAAGGCUGGCAACGCCACAGCCUCCCCUUGCCUCCAGUGGGAACCACAAGAGCAUCCCGUUGUCCUCGACAUCCCAUCCCGAUAACCCUGUUCCGGAAGAGCCUCGCGGAGUUCGAGCGCUAUCUGUCACCGACAUCAACUUCAGUGUCUCCUCGCCCUCAUUGCACGAAACCGAAUCCACAGGUUCCGAAUCACCCUCGUCCGCCCAGACGCCCAACACAGAGAUCUCGUCAGAUGCAGAGGAAUCCCUGCAAAAGUCUGCUGCGGAAGAUGGCUCUGAGAAGCCAAGCCGAGCCUCCACAGUCCUGAUCUCCCAGAACUCUGAGGAUAUGCGAAGAAUUCUAGAGAAUGUUGGCGUCGCGGGUACUCAAAAGCUUCAGCCUCUGUGCUGCGGGGGUGGUUGUUGUCGCAGCCAGCCCUUGACCAACAUCCCUACUCCAGCUGCUGGAGCGAAUGUCGUGGCUCCUCCGGACAACAAGGCUUACCAGAGCCUCAAGCUCAAUGUCGCUUAUCUCACAACCGAUAGUCAAUUGACGGACAUUGUUCCUCUGCCCGAGAAGACCGUCUCUUUCUCUGCAAUCCCGAAAUCAGCAGUUGACAUGCAACUGGGCUCUCCGGACCACCCGCCACCUUUUGUUCAGCCUCAUCCGCCAUAUGACGUCUUCCGUGCCCCUCUGUACCAUGCCCGAGAGUUGACCAAGUCCGGCGCAGAGAAGCGUACGUAUCACUUUGACAUCGAUGUAACGGACUAUCCCGCAGAGAGUGGUAGCGUGGACUUUGUCGUGGGUGGUGCUAUCGGUGUGUGCCCUAAGAACAAGGACGAGGAGGUCGACGAAAUCUUCAACCUACUGGGUGUACCUAAGUCGAUUCGCGACAAGAAAAUCACUGUUCGCACCGCGAAGGGCCGAUGGCCCACAAUCUGGGGUGAUGACCAGCCCCGAGAGCUUAUUACCACCCGGAGGGAGCUUUUGAAUUGGUGUUCCGACAUUCAGAGUUAUGCACCCACCAAGGGUCUAUUCCGGCUGCUUGCUGAGUACGCCAGUGAGCCAAACGAAAAGAAGAUUCUUUUGUUCCUCUCUUCCGCUCAAGGACAAGGUGCUUUCUGUGAUCUACGCACCAGCUCUCACAUCAGCGUCUCUCAGCUGUUGCACGCCUUCCCCUCAUCUCAACCUCCCUUGGAUUACCUCCUUUCUGUCCUGAACACCCUCAUGCCCCGUUUCUACUCCCUUUCUCAGGAUCCCCUCCUCUCGUGCAAGGAGAAGGGAACUCAGACCCGUCGCCUGGUUGAAGUCGCAGUGACCGUGGCCGAAUCAGACGACUGGAAGGGAGGGUUGCGUACGGGUGUCGGCUCUGGAUUCCUCGAGUCGCUCGCACGUAAAGUGAUCGAAGCCGAGAAGAAGGGUAUCGAUCCUUCCACUCUCAACAUCCAUGUUCCUAUGUUCCGAGGCCUGAUGGCCAACCCCUUGGCGAAGCAAUUCACCUCCGAUGGUCCCAUGCUUCUGAUCGGUGCCGGUGUGGGUAUCGCUCCCUUCCGCGGGUUCGUCCAGCGUCGCCUCCAGUCGGCCAACUGCGCAAAUAAGGUCUGGGUCUUGCAGGGUGUCCGUGACUCUCUGUUGGAUGAGCUGUACUGUGGCGAAUGGGGUGUCGACGAGGAGAAAGUGCGCACGGUAGUCCAAAGCCGCCGUGGCGAGAGCAAGUAUGUUCAGGAGGAGGUCCGUCAACAGGCCGACCUGGUUUGGUUCGUCAUCAACGCUCUGGAUGGCCGAGUAUUCGUCUGCGGAAGCGGCAAGGGCAUGGGCGAGGGCGUUGAGGACUCCCUGGUAGAUGUGGCCAUGGCCAAAGGCAAUCUGAAUAUGGAGGAAGCCAAACAAUUUUGGGCCAACAAGAAGGAAGCCGGACAAUACAUUGCUGAAACUUGGUAAUGUGUUCAGGAUCGCAGGCUGGAUUGAUUCCGGUCGUAUCACGGGGCUAUCUAGUCAAAUAUGUGUACUACACUGUUUCAUUUUAUUUUGGAUAUUUCUGGUUUAAUGCUGUUUUAGCGGGGUGGCAUGUUCAAAUAUCUGUUCACGGUUGAUCCGUGGAUCUCUGUCAUGGGAACUAAACAUAGAAUUAGUUCGGUAGCAAUACCUAAUGCACAGCUUCUUACAGCUUUUUCAAGUUCAACA